This is a messenger RNA of Acinonyx jubatus (cheetah), 2103 nucleotides long. It is a transcript of the gene ZNF787, whose product is annotated as zinc finger protein 787. Bases 300 to 1451 code for a protein of 383 amino acids. The transcript has 3 exons. Gene Ontology annotation, cellular component: PcG protein complex; transcription regulator complex. Gene Ontology annotation, biological process: regulation of immune system process; negative regulation of transcription by RNA polymerase II; regulation of cytokine production. Gene Ontology annotation, molecular function: RNA polymerase II cis-regulatory region sequence-specific DNA binding; DNA-binding transcription factor activity, RNA polymerase II-specific. Lineage: Eukaryota; Metazoa; Chordata; Mammalia; Carnivora; Felidae. The record is from RefSeq and is a predicted model, not a curated record.
ACGUUGCGCAACCGUCACCAUGGUCUGAUUCCAGAAUUUUCUCAUUCCGUAAAAAGCCCAUUUGCGGUCCCUCUCCGUCUCCACCCCCAAGCCCCUGGCAGCCGCUCCUGUCUGUCCUGGCCAUCCGCAUAGAUGCAAUCUGCUGUCCGCAUCCUUUGUGGCUGGUUUCUUCCUCUGGCGUUUAUGCUGCGAAGGGCACUGCCGUGAGUGUUCGUGGGCUGGUCUGCGUGUGGACACGUGCUUUAUGUCUCGUGGGUGUAUGCCUAGGAGCGGAGUCGCCGGUCACAAGGGACCCAGACAUGGAGCUUCGGGAAGAGGCCUGGUCUCCGGGGCCGCUGGAUUCCGAGGACCAGCAGAUGGCCAGUCAUGAGAACCCAGUGGACAUCCUCAUCAUGGAUGAUGACGACGUCCCCAGCUGGCCCCCCACCAAGCUGUCCCCGCCCCAGUCGGCGCCCCCCGCCGGCCCCCCGCCCCGGCCGCGGCCCCCGGCCCCCUAUAUCUGCAACGAGUGCGGCAAGAGCUUCAGCCACUGGUCCAAGCUGACGAGGCACCAGCGCACGCACACGGGCGAGCGGCCCAACGCCUGCGCCGACUGCGGCAAGACCUUCUCGCAGAGCUCACACCUGGUGCAGCACCGGCGCAUCCACACGGGCGAGAAGCCGUACGCCUGCUCCGAGUGCGGCAAGCGCUUCAGCUGGAGCUCCAACCUCAUGCAGCACCAGCGCAUCCACACGGGCGAGAAGCCCUACGCCUGCCCCGACUGCGGCCGUAGCUUCACGCAGAGCAAGAGCCUGGCCAAGCACCGGCGCUCGCACAGCGGCCUCAAGCCCUUCGUGUGCCCGCGCUGCGGCCGCGGCUUCAGCCAGCCCAAGAGCCUGGCGCGCCACCUGCGGCUGCACCCGGAGCUGUCGGGGCCCGGCGUGGCGGCCAAGGUGCUGGCGGCCAGCGUGCGCCGGGCCAAGGCGCCCGAGGAGGCGGCGGCGGCGGACGGCGAGAUCGCCAUCCCCGUGGGCGACGGCGAGGGCAUCAUCGUGGUGGGCGCGCCCGGCGAGGGGGCCGCGGCGGCCGCCGCCAUGGCGAGCGCGGGGGCCAAGGCGCCGGGGCCCCGCUCGCGGCGCGCCCCGGCCCCCAAGCCGUACGUGUGCGUGGAGUGCGGGAAGGGCUUCGGGCACGGGGCGGGGCUCCUGGCCCACCAGCGCGCCCAGCACGGGGACGGGCUCGGGGCGGCGGGGGGCGAGGAGCCCGCGCACAUCUGCGUGGAGUGCGGCGAGGGCUUCGUGCAGGGCGCGGCGCUGCGGAGACACAAGAAGGUGCACGCCGUGGGCGCGCCGUCCGUCUGCAGCCGCUGCGGACAGAGCUACUACCGGGCGGGCGGUGACGACGACGACGACGACGACCACGAGGCGGCGGGGGGGCGCUGCAGCGAGUGCCGCGGCGGGGAGGGCCGGUAGGGGCGGAGGCCCGGGGGGGGGGGGGCAGGGCCCCUCGGGCUUGGCGGGGACGACGGUCGGAGCAGGACCCGGAGGAGGCGGAGACAUGGACUGAGGCGGCGGGGGGCGGUGGCCUCCUCGUCUCGCUCCCCUGCGCCGCCCCGCGGUCGGCGCGGUGCAACGGGCGCCCCCGCCCUGCGCUCUGCCCCCGGCCUGGCCCGCCCUCCCGGUUCUCUUCUCGGUGAGUCCGGGACCGACCGUGCGGAGAACUGGAGACCGGAGACCGAGAGAGAGCGGCCCCUGGCCCCUCUUCCUCUUCCCCCGCCGCCUGGGGCGCUCGCGAGGGAUGGAGAGCAGCCGGGCCCCUCCCGUGCAGGCGAGCCUGGGGAGGGAAGGGAGAGAGGGCCCUUUUCCCUUUAGAGUUUUCGUUUAAUCGUGCCCGCCCCCUGACUCCCCCCUCCCGUUGUUUUUUUCUCUUCUUCCCCGCGGGUCCUGUUUUUCUUGGCCCUCGUCCCUCCUCCCCUUCCUGGGUUUGGGGUCGUGGAGGAGCGCUGGAGCAGGACUAGCCCCUGUUCCCAGGGUAGCCCUCAGAGAAUGGGGCCCCGUCUAUUCCCGGGCCUGGACGGGGCUGAAGGAGGGGUGCGGGGGCAAUAAAUCGCACUAUCUGAUUGUC